This is a messenger RNA of Centropristis striata (black sea bass), 2732 nucleotides long. RefSeq names its product BLOC-1 related complex subunit 6 (gene borcs6). The record is from RefSeq and is a predicted model, not a curated record. Gene Ontology annotation, cellular component: BORC complex. Lineage: Eukaryota; Metazoa; Chordata; Actinopteri; Perciformes; Serranidae. The transcript has 7 exons. Gene Ontology annotation, biological process: lysosome localization. The coding region runs from base 66 to 1424 and encodes 452 amino acids.
UUUUCGUGUCGGACUCGGUUGUUGCUUACAUUUUUCUGAACAGGAACUAUACUGCAGGUGGAGGGAUGAGUCUCUCCCCUGUGAUUGGCACAGAAGUGCCAGAAACUGCUAACGGGGUUGUGACGCCCGUCUCUUCAGAGAACGGUCCUCACGUCCCAGUCCCUGUGAAAUGUGGGGGGAGCAGAGUGCCCUGUCCUGGGGAGUCAUCAGAGGACAGAGCCCUUGGGCACACAGAGAACCACGCAGAUGUGGAAAACACAGUUUACGAUGGCGAAGGCCGCUUGGACACAGAGAUGUACAAUAAUGGGACAACACCUAGUUUAUCGUUACACACCUCCCAUGUGACAGACCCCUCCCUCCCUGCUGCCACAUGCACAGGAGACUCCGAAGACUCCGAAUCAGACUCCAAAGACACAGACAUUAAUGAGGCCUCUAACACUCUUGAGCCUCCUGGUGAAGCUCAGCUGUGGGACCCAGUACAGCAACCACAGUCCAAAGAGUCUUCUCAUCGAGGAAGCCCUGCCUUUACAGACAGACAGCAGGCCGAAGCUAUAGAUGGAGACACCGACAGCAGAGACGAGGAUGAAGAUGGAGAGAAGGAGAAACAGGAUGAGGAGGACGAUGAGAAAGAGGAAAAAAAGUGGAUUCAUCAGCGUGCAGGAGGGAGAACAGAGGUGGGGUCUUCACGACACUACUCAUCCUCAGCCCCUGGCCCCAGCACCUCGUCGUCUUCCUCUCCUCCACCUCCUCUUCUUCCCUCAGACGACAUCCCUUGCCCUCCCCACGUCAUGGCCCAGGUCUGGGUACGCAAUGUCCGUGGGAUGCAGGACAGCAAGAGUUUGGAUGAAAUCAGCCAAGCGUGUGGAGGUGGUUCUGGAGCCCGGGGAGGAGGCAGAGGUGGCCAGUGUGAGGGCCGACGGGCCACAAUAUCCUCGUCUCUGGAGCUAGAGGGGACGGUCAGCCACGAGGGCGACCUGACCAACUUCAUCACCAAGAACCUGGAGCAGAAAAUCAAGAUGAGCUCCAAGCCCAGUCUGGACUGCAGUGAUUCGGACUGUUCAGGUCCCAUCUACCGAAGUCGGGGGUUGACGCGGAGACCAGCGGACAUCCCUCCCAUUGAUCCUACUGUCCUAGUGGAUCUUCAGAGACACACCCAGGAGGUGGCGCACAGUGUGGAGAUGAUGAUGCGGAGCCUCAAUGGAACCAUCCAGAAUAUGACAGCUCUUAGUGUGGGCUACAUCCAGACCUACAGAGACUCAGUUGACAGCCUGGGAGAGUCUGUGGACAUGAGUAUAAAGGGCAUGUACACACUGAUGGCUCGCUGCGAGGAGUUGGAUCGGUCCAUGCAGCCCAUUCACACCCUGGCCGCACAGAUCCGUGACAUCAAACGCACCCUGGACGCUCUGGAGGCGAUCUGCAAGUAAUCCCCCACCUAGUUUGGUAUGAAUACACACCCCAGCUGAAAAGAUCCAACAUCAAGCACAUCCCGAACGAGGCUCUCUGCAAGUAAACCCACCUUUCUGCAGGUAGCACACACUCACUGCAGCGAAGAUUAAGUGCACCUCUGGAUUCCUGGAACCAUUGCUACUAGGCAUGCUGGAUGAUUGGCGCUCAUAGUCCCUCCGCUUGUUCAUCAUUUGAAGAUGACCAUGUUUGUGUUGUGAGAAUUGCGCUUGAUUUGCUCUCGGGCUAAUCUUUCUCUUUUCUUUUAAAAAAAACAAACAAACAGAAAAAAGCAACCUCACUUCCUCUAACGAAUUUUGCGUGAAACAAAAUCUCACAAAUUAACCCAUUGUGGAGACACUUGGUCAAGUGCCCGGAGCACACAGACACACAUACAAACAGAUCCUUGAAGAUGUGUGGCUAGAUGGCCCUCUUUUCCCACUUUACAGUCUGAGGAGGAAUAAUGUGUCAUUUUCCGUCCGGCCUGCUUUGUUCAGAUUGCACUAACCUUUCCUCCCCACAUGGGGGCGAUAUUUCUCUCUCUGUCUCUCUCUCUGCUCAUGGAGAGGCCAGUAUGAACUGCUCAGAAGACAGUGACUUUUGCACAGGAACAGAAAGUCUAUUUUUUAAUCUUAUGCAACAAAGAUCAGAUUCUUUCACUGCAGGCUAAAUGAGGGGGUUGGAAGCAUAAUGUCUGUCUGUCUGUCUGUCUGUCUGUCUUUUUUUAAUGUUAAUUUAUUCAGUUUACUCAGCAUGCUUGCUUUUUCAGCUACACCAUGACUCCUUGUCACUGGGAACUGAUCAGUACAGCCAGAUCUUUUUCCACUGGAGCAUUUGGAGUUGAAGCUCAAAUGCUGCUCAAGGGUAGUUGUCAGAGGUCAUGAAAGUGUUUCACUUUUUUUACUCGGAUUCUCUCAGACUGUAUAUCAACUGACAACUUUCAGAUCACAAUUUAAAGCUACCACCUGUCAUGUGACCCCACCUUCCUAAGUCUCAAAUGUUUUUGAGCACAUAACUGGAUAAAAAUAUCUCAUGUAGCCUUCACAGUGGCUUUAAAUAUUUCAAAAGCUUUGUAUUAGACUUUUAAAUGUCAUCAAAAGUAAAUCCAACUGAUGCAAGGAUGAUACAUUUAGCCAAGCUGAAAAUUUUUCAUGAAAUCUGAAGUCAUUGAAAAUUUAAUUUAAUUUCAAGGCAUGCAAGUAUCUAACAAACUGCUCAGUGGCAAUAAUUUGGUCCCGCUGUUCCAGUUUUGAUUCAGUAAAUUUAAAGAAAUAAUAAAUAUAUUAGAA